GAGACCCCGGCGAUGAACGCGCUCGGUGCCUGCCGCGAAAUUAUUAUUAGGCGAGACCACGGGGCCAGUCGCGGCAUAGCACCAUCACACGGCGGAGUCGUUAUAAAAAUAUCGCUCGCUCUUUAACGUGUCUCUCGCGUUCCAUAUCAGGCCUGUCAUUAAAUACACAUACGUAUCGCUUGAGUCAAGUUCGAACUCGUAGCCAGCGUUUUUCCGUCUUUUGAUUUCUUCGGUUUCGACGUCGCCAAAAUGAGCCUUCAAACCUCGCUGUCCUUUCCUAUCAGGAAAAACUUUUACGGUAUCAAGGAGUCGCCCAAGGUGGAAUACACCACCAUUCCGCUUUCGAAGACGCCGUCGAGGUACACGCCGACAGUCAAGAAAAUUGUUGACAUCAGCGAGUCCGAGUCGUCGUCGGAUUCCGAGGACGAGAACGUCAAUUCCAAUUUCAGAACUCCGAAGAGAAAACAAGACUCUUCAAAUGUUUGCAGUGAGGCAUCACCUCCCAAACAGAAAAAAGUUACAUUCACUCCAAAAACACCUAGUACUUUAUUAGACAAAUUGACUUUGUUAUCACCCAUGACCGCUAGCCCGGGUAUUCUCAAGCAAGAGAAAUUAGCACCAAAGAAAUUAUUCUCCAAUAAAUAUAGCGAGGCUAGGAAAGCAUUGCACAGUACUCUACCAGAAAACUUGAUUGGUAGAGAUACAGAAAUGACUGAACUUGAAAACUUCAUUGACACACAUAUGACAAAUCAAUCAUCUGCAUCGUUGUAUGUAUCAGGACCACCUGGUACUGGUAAAACUGCUUGCCUGUCCAAGAUUAUGUUGAAACCAAAAUUCAAAAAAGCAUUUCAAAUAGUUUAUGUCAACUGUACUUCGAUGAAAUCUGCAGCUGCUAUUUAUUCUGCAAUUAUAGAAGAAUUGGGAAUAGAGAAACCAAAGUCUAGUAAAAGUAAUAAAUCUGUGAUUGAAAAGUAUUUGAAGGGAGCACAUAAAAUGCUUUUAUUAGUGUUAGAUGAAAUGGACCAAUUGGAGAGUAAAAAUCAAGCAGUACUUUACUCUAUUUUUGAAUGGCCAUCAAUUCCAGACACUAAAUUAAUAUUAGUAGGAAUAGCCAAUGCUUUGGAUUUGACUGACAGAAUUUUACCUAGAUUGCAGGCAAGAUGUGAACUAAAACCAACUUUGCUACACUUCAAACCAUAUACAAAACAGCAAAUUAUGGAAAUUAUUACUGAACGUCUCAAAGAAGCUAAUGUUUUAGAUAUUUUUACAAGUACUGCUAUGCAACUUUUGUCAGGUAAAGUUGCAGCAGUAUCAGGUGAUAUACGUAAAGCUUUGGAUAUUGGCAGAAGAGUUAUUGAAAUUGCUGAGUCUCAAAAGAUGUUGCAAUCUACUCAAAACAGUAACUCUGACGAUAACAAUAAAAAUGGAGAUGAUGCAAUUAGGAAAGUAGAUUUUCAAGAAGUAAGGUCAGUUCUUAAUGGAGUAUAUGGAGGCUCACAAAAUGUUGAUAAAGCUGAAAAUGAAUUUCCAUUGCAACAGAAACUCCUUCUGUGCUCAUUGAUGCUUAUUUUAAACAGAGGAAGGAACAAAAAUGUUACAGUUGGAAUGCUACAUCAAGUCUACAGAAAAGUAUGCGAAAAAAGGAAGAUCAACAAACUUGACAUGUCAGAAUUUGUUAGCUUAUGUUCACUAAUUGAAACUCGAGGCAUUGUAAAAAUCAUAUCAAAGAAAGAAGCUCGUCUGUCAAAAGUUAGCUUAGAAUGGGAUCAAGAACUUCUUACCUCUGCUUUGCAAGACAAAGUACUCUCUUCAGACAUCAUUAAUGAUGUAUCAUGCUUGUAAAUAAUUUGUUGAAGUGGUUCUGUUUGAUGAUUGUUAUAAUGUAUAUGAACUUAAAUAUUGUCUAAUUUAAGUUACUAGGAGUCAAGAAUAUAUAUUUUUAUUAAGUAGAUAAAUGACACUUUAGUUACAAUUGUCAAGAUGAACAAUUUUCAAUAAUUUGUAACUAGAGAUGAAGAAAUCCAAUGAUAUUCACUACUGAAUGUGUCUUAUGUACAAAGUUAUGUAGUUAUAAGUUUUAUCAAAGUUUUAGUGUGCAUGUAUAGCUCAAGUACUUUUACCGUUUGUUGUGACUUGUUUUGGUAAAAAUAAUUAGUAUUCAGCUAUUGAUACUUAUGUAUAAUAAUUAAAUAACGAAAUAAGUGCCUUGUUAGUGCUCUUACUAAUUAUAUAUAAAAGUACGGAUUAGAUAAUUGAAAAUCAAGAUUUACCACAAUGAUAUAAAAAUUGUAAAUAUAUUAUUUUCAGACUGAAACAUAAUGAUUCAGUUUUAUUGAUUAAUGGUUUUUUAUCAAUAUAAAAUUACGUAUUAUAUUACUCCGAUGUGAAUAUAAUAAAAAAAAUCAA
This is a messenger RNA of Trichogramma pretiosum, 2406 nucleotides long. It is a transcript of the gene Cdc6, whose product is annotated as cell division control protein 6 homolog. The transcript has 4 exons. The record is from RefSeq and is a predicted model, not a curated record. The coding region runs from base 250 to 1842 and encodes 530 amino acids. Gene Ontology annotation, cellular component: nucleus. Gene Ontology annotation, biological process: DNA replication initiation; cell division; mitotic DNA replication checkpoint signaling. NCBI's taxonomy places the organism in Eukaryota, Metazoa, Arthropoda, Insecta, Hymenoptera, Trichogrammatidae. Gene Ontology annotation, molecular function: DNA replication origin binding; ATP hydrolysis activity.